AUUUAUAGUUAUACAAUGCAAUAAAUAAUACAUGGAGGAACAUACCAAAAAAAAUAAAUUAAAUACAUCGAGCCUGCAAAUUGAGUUACCCUUUUCGUUUAACCUAAGACCCGCCAUUGAAAUUCAAGCACGACGCAGCGUGUUCCAAACUCCGCGACGGCAGCUACAUGCGCCUUGUUGUUCUCGUGAAAUGCAUCUGAGGCAGCCGCGACAGUGUUGCGCGCCGCACUUGACAUCACUGUAGCGGCCAUUCCCCUCCGCACGUCCGCGACGGUGAUGCAAUUGGCCGCAAUUAACUACCUAGGUACAUUGAGAUACUCAUCAUAGAUAGUGGUUGUGGUUUGUUCUAGCCAUUUACUGAUGGAACGUCCGAAUCAUGAUUAUGCAGCUGCGUCUGCUAUGGCGUAUGCUCAGCAGCAGCGACCGGCUGCUAAUAUGCAACAACAGCAGCAGUUUGGAUUUCAUCCUCAACAUCAGCAGUUUCCUUCGGCAAUGCAUGGUCCGCCAUUUAUACCGCCGGGUCCUGGUGCUGGGCAUCCUUCUAUGCAGCAGUUUCCUUUUCAUCAUGCAAUGCAGCAACAGCUGCACCAUCAUGGCCCUCCUCCACCUCAUAUUCUUCUCCAGCAGCAACAGCAUCAAGCACCUCCUGCUUUUCCUUCUCAUUAUCCUCCUCAUGUUGUUCCGUCACCUUUUUUUGAUUCUGCUCCACCGCCGGUUGCUCCACCUUCUGAUCCCGAGCUUCAGAAGCGAAUUGAUAAACUUGUUGAGUAUGCGGUGAAAAAUGGCCCGGAAUUUGAAGCUAUGAUUUGUGAAAAGCAACGAGAUAAUCCUUCUUAUAGCUUUCUCUUUGGUGGGGAGGGUCAUGCUUACUACCGCUUUAAGCUCUGGUUAUCAAGUAGACCCCCUAGUGGUCCAUUCAACCAGCCAUUUCCAUCGUCUUCCAUGUCAAUGAUCCAUCCUCCACCUAAUCCAAUGGCUAGCCCAUCUCUUAGCGGCCCUCCAUUGAAUCCUGCUGGAAUUGGAUCUUCACCUUCAAUGCUAGUCCCGCCUCCCUUCCCACAGUUCUAUGAUCAACAACACCAUCAUCAACAUCCUCAAUCAUUUGGGCUUCAUGGUCGACCUGAGUAUGAUCAGUCAUCCAAGUCUUUCAAAGGGCUCUCUGGGCCACUCCCAUCCGAUGUUGCAAUGGAACUGAGUAGCGUUCUUAACAAUUUGAAUGGUACAAAAGAAUCGAUUAAAGGUGCCAAACUUUGGUUCAUGCAGAGAGCUCCAUUUGCACCAGCUCUAGCGGAGACUCUUAGAGAUAGAGUAUUUGCAUUGGAUGACGUUGAGAGACAGUUGCAUAUAAUAUACCUUGCAAAUGACAUUCUCUUUGACAGUUUAAAUCGGAGGACAAGCAUUCAUGAUCUUGACAAUGAGGCCCUUGCGUUCAAACCUGUUUUAGGCGCCAUGCUUGCAAGAAUUUAUCAUAACCCACAAAGCAAUGAGGAAUAUAGGAAAAGAUUGCAGCAGAUGGUGGAGUUCUGGGCUUCUAAAGAGGUAUUUGAUCCAGAGACUAUAUCUUUACUGAAGGGCGAGAUGAUUGGUGGGCCACAUCCAAAUUCAUUUACUGGAGCAUCAAAGGACUUAUCCUCUGCUUCAGCAGAUUCAGGUGCCGGAAUGCUGCAGACUCCGAACCAUAUUGUGCAGCAGUGGCAGGCUGAUAGAGUGAGCUCUGGUUCAAUUGUCUUUGAUCCAGACCGUCCUGAUAAGCUUCUGGGGCAAUCAAUGGCAGCUCAGCAAUUUCUUUCAAAUUCUGCUCUUCCCAGUGCUUUUCCAGGCUCUAUGAGUAUACCAUCUUCCGCCCAACCUUCUGGAGCACAUUUAUUGCCCCCUACAUCAUCUGGCACUGGCGAACAAUUGCCUCCAUAUCCGCUGUUCCCACCUGGGCUCAUUCCUGGAAUGGUUAGAAAGAUGCAGAUUGGUAGUGGUGUCCCAUAUUCUCCUAUGAGCCCUUUGGAUAUCCCAACUAUGAUACCACCAUCAACCGUACCAGCAACAGAAAUUCUUCAAAGGGUGUCGAAGUUUUUUAAAGAAAUUGGAGAAGUAAAUCCUUCUGAGGGUCCUAUGAAUUCUGAUGUGAAAGAUGAUGAUGAUGAAUACGAUGGGGAAUACGAGAGAGAAUCUCAAGUACGAAAAGGAGGUGCUUGCAUACCUCCACCCCCAAACUUGCAGCAAAUUGAUCCAGAAACAGGGACCUAUGCUGAUGGGAGUGUCGACAGAAAGCCAGGAUCAAGUGGUUCGGGAAGAUUGGGACUUGGGGCCACGGCUGAUCCAAAUGAAGUGAGUCAGUAUGAUGAUGUAUAUACAUCUUACCGGAAGCAGAGAAGCACAAAUUAUCACACAUCAAUGAGUGCUAGAGCAGCUGUGAGAUGAAAGCUAUCAUAAUAAGUUUCGCAUUGUUGGGUCACUUGGGUGUUUAGACUAGGUCACGUUGGCCCUGUCUUUGUUGAUGUUUAUCUGAAACUGAUAUGUUUGUUUGUUAUGAUCCAAUGUUCUUUGUCAUGUUGAUUCAUGAAUGAUUGGACGUAUCUUUGAUGGAAACUGAAGCUCCUGCAAACUUGAAAGCACACUUGGUGAUGGGAUAAAAGAAAAAAGGAAGAAAGAAAUUUUAAAUUCUUCCAAAUUCAACACCA
Lathyrus oleraceus (garden pea) is the source of this 2675-nucleotide messenger RNA. RefSeq lists its product as uncharacterized. The transcript has 5 exons. Gene Ontology annotation, molecular function: RNA binding. The record is from RefSeq and is a predicted model, not a curated record. The coding region runs from base 361 to 2415 and encodes 684 amino acids. Gene Ontology annotation, biological process: intracellular calcium ion homeostasis; RNA processing. Gene Ontology annotation, cellular component: perinuclear region of cytoplasm. Lineage: Eukaryota; Viridiplantae; Streptophyta; Magnoliopsida; Fabales; Fabaceae.